Lotus japonicus is the source of this 981-nucleotide messenger RNA. RefSeq lists its product as uncharacterized. NCBI's taxonomy places the organism in Eukaryota, Viridiplantae, Streptophyta, Magnoliopsida, Fabales, Fabaceae. The transcript is spliced from 2 exons. The coding region runs from base 1 to 981 and encodes 326 amino acids. The record is from RefSeq and is a predicted model, not a curated record. Gene Ontology annotation, molecular function: translation regulator activity; single-stranded RNA binding; zinc ion binding. Gene Ontology annotation, cellular component: cytoplasm. Gene Ontology annotation, biological process: positive regulation of cytoplasmic translation.
AUGGCCCAAGCUGUAACUGCACAAGCUAACGAUAACGCUCAAAGGCGUGUUGCUGAGGAGGCACGUGAUCAUCACCAACGUCAGAGAGAGGUAACUCUCGACCAAAACAAGGGACUCAAUGACUUUAGGAGACAAGAUCCUCCUAAGUUUACUGGUGGAACUGACCCUGACAAAGCGGAUCUCUGGAUCCAAGAGAUCGAGAAAAUUUUUGGUGUACUGCAAACUGCUGAAGGUGCCAAGGUGGGCAUGGCUACAUACCUUUUACUUGGGGAUGCUGAAUACUGGUGGAGAGGCGCCAGAGGAAUUAUGGAAGCAAAUGGAGAAGAAAUUCACUGGAACUCUUUCCGAGCUGCUUUUCUGGAGAAGUACUUUCCCACUAGUACUCGGGAUGAGCGGGAGGCACAGUUUCUGACACUUCGUCAGGGGAGCAUGUCCAUACCUGAAUAUGCUUCUAAACUGGAGUCUUUGACCAAGCAUUUCCAAUUCUUCCACAACCAUUCGCUGGUUGAGAAAGCCACUGAAGUGGAACUGAUGAAAAACAAGAGGUUGAACCGUGCUGGUACUGGAGGACCGAUGAGGUCAGGUUCUCAGACUUACCACGGAAAGGAAAAACCUCAGCAGAAGAAGCCGUAUCAACGCCCGGAGGGGGGAGGUUUUACCUCAGGAUCUUACAAGCCUUUGAUUGCUGUCACUCCAGGGGCGAGAAACCGAUCAGCACACCCAGAGGUGACCUGCUUCAGGUGUGGGAAGACUGGACAUUAUGCGAACGCAUGUAUGAACCAAGGGCGCCGAUGUUUCAAUUGCAACCAACCAGGGCAUAUGACCGUCGAUUGCAGGGCACCCAAGGCUGAACCAACUGUCAACACUGCAAUGGGAAAGCGUCCUGCUGCUAGAGGAAGAGUUUAUAUCAUGGAUGGGGAAGAAGUUGGAGGAGCUGAUGGGGUAAUUAGAGAGAAACGCAGGAACGAUGGUAACUUCUAA